Messenger RNA from Eucalyptus grandis, 671 nucleotides. RefSeq lists its product as uncharacterized. NCBI's taxonomy places the organism in Eukaryota, Viridiplantae, Streptophyta, Magnoliopsida, Myrtales, Myrtaceae. The record is from RefSeq and is a predicted model, not a curated record. The transcript has a single exon. Bases 57 to 662 code for a protein of 201 amino acids.
UAAUUGGCGCUACUCAAGCAAUUUCGAGCACCUUCAAUCAAACGCCAGGCGAAGACAUGAAGUACAAUGGGGUAUCUAUCCUAGUCGACAGCUUCAACGACCCACUCACGGUCGCCAGGACUGAAGGCAACCUCAUCCGGUUGAACGUAGAUUAUCUCCAACGCUACAGAGGAGAUAUGCAGGAAGAGUUCGCUCGAGUGAUGUACCACGAAAUGACGCGCAUCUUGCAAUGGACCGGCAAUGGUACGGCCCCUAGAGGGCUUAUCAAUGGCAUUGCUGAUUACGUGAGAUUGAAAGGCGGGCAUGCAUCCAAAAGCUGGCCGAGGAAGGGCUCAGGAUCGAGAUGGGACGAUGGUUUUGCAAUCACGGCUUAUUUUCUCGAAUAUUGCAAUGACCUAAAGCCCGGUUUUGUCGCCAACCUCAAUGCUCUCAUGAAGUAUUCCUACUCCGAGGCGUUCUUCGUCCAGCUGCUUGGGAAGUCUGUGCACCAGCUGUGGGCCGAUUAUAAACUUGCUUAUGCUACCAGAAGAAUCCCCGGCAGCGAGGAGGGCUAUCGAAAGCCACCCACCCGCAGUUUCGAUUCCCCCAGCAGUUUCUAUCAGCUUAUGAUUACGCACAGCCAUCGGAACAUACAUCGCCGAUCAUGGUCCGGCUAUAAAUAAGCGCUAUGU